GUAGUAGAGUGGAUAGCAAACAUUUAGAGCUCAGUAUAAAUUUUGACAUUUUAGAUCAAAAUGGGAUGUGAUGGCGGUACGAUACCUAAGAGGGAUGAACUUGUCAGGACGAAGAAAAAGCCAGAACAGAAAGAUAAAACUGCUGAUCUUGAUGCCAAGUGGAAACAUUGUGCAAUAACACAGGAGCCUCUUCGUGAACCAAUCAUGGCAUGUGAGCUAGGCAGGUUGUACAACAAAGAGGCAGUGUUGGAAUUUUUGAUUGACAGGACUAAAUUUGAGUGUGCCCCAAGCUUUGAACAUCUGCGAGGUCUCAAGGAUUUAAAGGAGUUAAAAUUGACAGAAAACAAAGGAUAUGGACGACCCAAGAGUGAGAAAGGAGACAGCUAUAUUGACACACAGGACGCCAAGUAUAUCUGCCCAGUAGUGGGGAUCACCAUGAACGGAAAACACGGGUUUAGUUUCAUCUGGUCUUGUGGAUGUGUUUUAUCUGACAGAGCUCUCAAAGAAGUCAAAUCUGACAUCUGUCACAAGUGUAACAGUAAGUUCUCCCGAGAUGAUGUGAUCACAUUAAAUGGAUCUGAUGAGGAGUUUGAGCGAUUACAGCAGAGAAUGAAGACCAGAAAGGAACAGGCCAAACUGGCAAAGAAAGCUAAAAAGCACAAAGCUGACUCUACAGAAUCUGAAUCAAAAGUCACAGAUGCAAAGAAAGCUAAAACAGACAAGUCCUCUACCAAGACAUCUUCCAGAGAAGCUUCAGGGGGACCCAAGGACAAACUUGUGACCCACACCAGCAUUCAGAAGGACCCCAAGGCCAGCUCCACCUACAAGUCUCUGUUCACCUCCAGUACCAAGGCUAAAAACCAGCAGUCCGCUCACUGGGUCACGUACAACCCAUUCUAUAACUGAGAGGGGGGAUGUAGCCAUCACUUACAUCCCAUUCUAUAACUAAGAAAUGGGACGUUUAGCCAAUGAGCCUAGAACUAUUUGAAGAUCUAGACUGAAAAACAUUCCUCAGAUUUAAAGAUUGAUAAAAGGCUUAUAAAUUGCUUGUACAUGUAUUUCAAAUCAAAUGAGAACUGUAUUAAUGGUGCAUAUAUGCACACUUUUUAUAGAUUUGUGCCUUGAAGUUAGACAAAGGGAAUAAUAUUCAAGGGCAGAUAGGAAACCAUUUUGAAGGACUGUUAAUAGACCUUGAUUUGGUCAUAAUAUUGAUAAUGUUGAAGUUUCUAUCUAUGUACCAAAACACAAAAAGAAUGUAUUGCAAUACAGCAAAAAGCAGACUGGAAACAAAUUUUAAGUUUUCAAUGAUGUACAAAGUUAUCUGGAUUUUAAAUCAGUUGUAAUUUCAUUUAAAAUGAGAUAUUGUAUUUUUAAAUUGACUAACUUAUUGUUUUUAUUUUUAAAAAUAUGUGUUUUAAUUUCUUGAACUUAUGGUGUUUGGGAAGAAGAUGCCCAUGGGCAAUAUCUUUUUGUUCAAAACUGUAACAUUGAACAAGGUCUUAGGAUUAAAAUCUAAUUAAUACCGGGUGCAAUUACAAUUACCUGUACAAUAUUGAAUACAGUUGUAUGACUUGUCA
This is a messenger RNA of Saccostrea cuccullata (small rock oyster), 1577 nucleotides long. RefSeq names its product replication termination factor 2-like. NCBI's taxonomy places the organism in Eukaryota, Metazoa, Mollusca, Bivalvia, Ostreida, Ostreidae. Gene Ontology annotation, biological process: site-specific DNA replication termination at RTS1 barrier; mitotic DNA replication termination. Bases 61 to 906 code for a protein of 281 amino acids. The record is from RefSeq and is a predicted model, not a curated record. Gene Ontology annotation, cellular component: nucleus. The transcript is spliced from 8 exons.